AUGGCUAAUUUCCCUUUAAUAAUGAUUAUUUUAAGCUUUGGCUCUUCCUUUAUUUACUACGAUACUGGAAUGACUUAUGACUUUGAUUAUGAUUAUGAUUCUGAUUUUGAUUGCAGAAAUGGUUAUUCUAAAAUAGUAACAACGACAUUCUCAGAUGAAUUUGAGUAAAUUCCUCAAGUAUUUUUUACUAAUGAAAAAUUUGAUUAAGACACAGCCGAAGUGGAGUUUAAUCUUGAAAUAACAACCAUUACUAAAACAUCAUUUACAUUAUAAAUUAGUUGUAGUGUGAAUAGAGUAUAUAGACUGAAUUUAAAAUGGUUUGCAAUUGAUGAUUAGCGUAUUGAAGUGUUAAGUAACUUCAAUAUGGAGAAUCCAGAUGAUAAAACUUUUUAAAUUAAAAAUCCAAAUGCUUAAACUGGAUUUGUAAUAAUCACAAGUUUUUCUUAUACAGGACCAAUUGAUUUUCUAUUAUCGAUAAGCUAAAUAACAACUAAUUCAGUAACUGUCAGCAUUACUAAAGUAGAAGGAAAGUUCACAAAUCUUCGCAAGAUUGGAUAUUUUGUAGUUGUAGGAAUUGAAGAAGCAUUCAUUAAUUUAGGAUUAUAGACUACAACUGAAUGUUUCAGUAGUGGUGAUCUUGCAAUACAACCGAAUAGAUGGUUUGCAAUAUCAUUGUAAGGAUUGAAUUAUCCAAAUGAUAAUAAUUUAAGAAUAAAAGCAAUACAUAGUGACACACCAACAACGAUAUCAUAUACUUGGGGCACCUGGGAUUAAUCUGAAACUCCAAAUAGUCAUUCUCAGAUUUGGAUUGCUUAUUAAUUUACAAAGAUAUUUAAACCUUUAGAAUGUUUUUCAAUAAGAACCAGUAGAAAAUAAGUUAAGGAUUUAACAAUAUUUCCUACAUUCUAUUUAGAAUUCGUUUAAUCUAAUUAAAUUUACACUACAGAUGGAGAUUAUGAAUAUUACGUCGAUAUAUCAAAUGCACCAUUUAAAAUGGGUAUUUAAAUUACAUGUGAAAAUGGAAAGAAAAUCAAAGCAGAUUUCAAUAAAUGCAAUUCUUGUAGCUAUUAAAAUACUCACUCUUAUACCUAUAAUUGCUUUAAUUAAAUGAAUUAUAUUGGCUUCUUUCCUGUGUUUUAAUAAGCAUUUCCAUAAUAUAAUCAUUUAAAAAUUAAUAUGCAAUCAUCAUCACUUGAAAUUAUAAAUGUCGUUUACGAUUAAGUCAUUACAGAAAAAACUAUAGUGAAUAUUUAAAUAUUAGAUCAAUGA
Molecule: messenger RNA, 1269 nt
Organism: Paramecium tetraurelia
Lineage: Eukaryota; Ciliophora; Oligohymenophorea; Peniculida; Parameciidae
Exons: 4
Biological process (GO): cell adhesion
Molecular function (GO): carbohydrate binding
Source: RefSeq, a predicted model, not a curated record